CCCACCACCAACCACACCACAACCCACCCCUCUCUUCUUCCCCUUCCCCUCCCCCUUCCCGUUUUGCUGUUACGUUCCCUGGAAACCAGAACCAUCGGAAUCAUCAACAACACCACACUCAUCGUUGCCUUCCAUCUUUCACAUUAAAUCAUCAUUUCCAAUAGCCAUUCAAUCGAGCGUAGCAAUCUGCACCAUCUCCAACAACGAUUCAAUCGAGGGCACCACCAGAAACGCCAGAAUCAUUCAAUCGAGGGUGGUGGUUGGAAAAGUCAUAUGGAAAAGACUGAAGAUCAUCCCAUCAAACCCUAAAUUGGUUGUAUCUCUGUGGAUCUGCACUUCGUCGAUCUGUACAAUGAACAUCGUCUCUCUUAACACUUUUGGGUAGUAGUGUCAGAGAAAUGCAUCACUCCGUCGAUCUGUAUGUCCCACCGCCAUCGUUGGUCGGAAAAUUCAUCUAGCACACUCAUCUUCUCUCAAUCUUCUUAUCAGUUCUUGUUUUGGCUGUUAGAGAAACAAGAUGCCGAUUUUGAAUCUGAACUUGCUUUCCCUCUCUCUAUCUCUCUCUCUCUCUCUCUCUCGCCCCCUCUUAUCACUUAAACUCUCAUGUAGAUCUUGCUUUCCAGUGGUUGAUUUUGAGUGGAUCUAGUUUUCGAUGGUGGUUAAUUUUCUUGGUUUUGAAUCGACCUGCUUCAGUUUGAAAUCAAUGUGUUUUGAUUUGAUUUUCUCAAAUCGAUCUGCGUUUUAUGUGAAAACGAUCAGGUGGUGGCGGAAUUAAGGUAGACGGUCGCCGGAGGUGAGAGUCAUCGGAGAAGGAGGGCAUAAGCGCGUUUGAGAGAAGGUAGACACAGGAGGCGGAUGGUCAACCGUGGUAGAGAUGCAACGAAAUGGAUUAAAAUCUUAUUUCAGGUACUUGUUUUGCAGUUACAAGAAAGUUGAGGGUCUAAACUGAAGUGCACAUGAAAGCUUUCCCCAAAAAAGGGUUUUGGGGGUUUUUCCGGUUUCCAUACCCCGUCGCCUCUCUUUCCAUUGCCGAUUUGCCUCCAUCGUUUCUCAAGAUUUUACACAAUGGUUCUAUCAAACAAGAAGCUAAAGGAAAAGCUACGAGCCCAACUCACCGAAGCCUUAGCCAAAUCAGAGUCUCAAGCAAACCAAUCCAAUCUCAACGACUCGCAAACCCCUCAGUCAUUCAAAUCUCUCCUGAAUUUGGUAACCCAAAAACCUAAACUAUCCAAACGGGAAAAACGCAGAGUUACAGUACCAUCAAAUCAUGAAAAUGAUGAUGAAAAGAAAGAAAGUGAAGAGGGUGGUAACGGAUUGAAGACAAAUAAGAAGAGGAAGAGAGAAAAAGAUGGAGUUGAGGCGAAGGAAGAAAAUGAGGCGAAAGAUUUGAGCGAGAAUAAAAAUAGUAAAAAGAAGAACAAGAAGAAAAAGAAUAAGAAAAAGAAGGUGGUCGUGAAGGAAGAAUCAGGUCUGCAAAAAGCAAAUGCUGUAAGUGAAGAACAAAAACAAGAACAAGAACAAGCUGUUGCAGAGCCAAUUCAAAUACAUACCAGUAAAGAAGAUGCAAGUAUUUCUACAAAGAUUUAUGUCGGAGGCAUUCCAUACUACUCAACAGUGGAUGAUAUUCGUAGUUUUUUUGAAGGUUGUGGAAGCAUUACUGAAAUAGAUUGUCUAAAAUUUCCCGAAACUGGCAAGUUCAAUGGGAUUGCAAUGAUAAGUUUUCGGACUGAAGCUGCAUCAAAGAGAGCAUUAGCACUUGAUGGAUCUGAUAUGGGUGGACUAUCUCUAAAGGUUCAACCAUACAAGGCAACCAGAGAUAAAAAAGUUUCCGACUUUGCCCCUGCAAUGUUGGAAGGCUACAACAGGAUCUAUGCAGGAAAUCUGUCAUGGGAUAUGACAGAAGAUGAAUUAAAGAAAUUCUUCUCAGAUUGCAGUAUAUCUUCUAUUCGACUUGGAAAAGAUAAAGAAACAGGGGAAUUCAAAGGUUUUGCUCAUGUUGACUUUUCAGAUAGUCUUUCUUUGACAAUGGCAUUGAAACUGGAUCAAAAACCUCUUUUUGGAAGACCUGUGAGAAUCAGAUGUGCAGUUCCACCAAAAUCAGUAAACCCUAGUUCAAAUCCGGACCCCACUUUUGGUAAAAAUGAAGUCAAUGGUAAGUUGACCCAUUCUGAUGUUACUGAUGAUGCUGCCCGAAAGGUAAAGAGGCAAACUUGCUAUGAGUGUGGUGAAAAGGGUCAUCUUUCUUCAUCCUGCCCGAAAAAGCAAGCUGCUGACGUGGCAAAAUCGGGCAGGGAAACUUUUGCUUCUGUGGAUAGCCAAAAGGUUGAUGAUAAAGUGAUUGAGUUUGUUCGUGAUGCUGCUUUAAAGUGGAGAACAUGUUAUGAAUGUGGUGAAAGGGGACACCUGUCAUUAGCCUGCCCGAAAAGACAGGUUGCUGACGUGGCAAACUCGGGCAGGGAAUCUUUUGGUUCUGUGGUGGUUGUGGAUAAUGAUGUUUCUGAUAGUAAGCUAAAGAGAAGAACCUGUUAUGAAUGUGGUGAAAGGGGACAUCUCUCGUCAGCCUGCCCGAAAAAGCAAGAUGCUGAUGUGGCAAACUCGGGCAGGGAAGGUUUUGAUGUCAAAGAGGUUGUUGAUGAGAAAAUGAUUCAACCUGUUAGUGAUGGAAAGCUAAGGAGGAGAACAUGCUAUGAAUGUGGUGAAAGAGGGCAUUUGUCAUCUUUAUGUCCAAAGAAAGUAGUUGCUGAUGUGGCUGAUGACAUGGAGGUUGAGAAAGCUGAGGUGGCUGUUGGUAAAGAAGUUGUUGAUAAUGUGGUGAGUGAAGGUAAGCUAAGGAGGAGGACAUGUUAUGAAUGUGGUGAAAGGGGUCAUUUGUCAUCUUUAUGCCCAAAGAAACAAGCUGCUGACGUGGCGAAUGUGAGGAAGGAACCUGAUGACGUGGAAGUUGAAGCUGUAAAAACUACAGUGGCUGACGUGAAGCUGAUACUUCAACUUAAUCAAGUUUUUUCAUGACAAUCUUUUGUGGCUACCAAGGAAUAGAAAUUUUGAUAGAAGUGAAGUUGGGCAUAUUGGCAUGAACUUAUAUGCUACUACAUUUUUCAUAAUUAUAAGUAAAAGGAAACAAUUUUUUUUUUCUUGUCAUUAUGUUUAAUUUAUUUGUUGUACAAUUGGACUGGUAGAUUUGUUUGGUUAUGUAUUUGGUGUCAUGUGGUCGUGUAAGAAGCCUUGAUGAUUCUUGCUUAUAAACAAAUGGGUUCUUG
Lactuca virosa is the source of this 3257-nucleotide messenger RNA. The record is from the annotation of a GenBank genome assembly. Lineage: Eukaryota; Viridiplantae; Streptophyta; Magnoliopsida; Asterales; Asteraceae.